Molecule: messenger RNA, 1052 nt
Organism: Aspergillus versicolor CBS 583.65
Lineage: Eukaryota; Fungi; Ascomycota; Eurotiomycetes; Eurotiales; Aspergillaceae
Product: fungal specific transcription factor domain-containing protein
Exons: 1
Coding region: 241-957 (238 amino acids)
Biological process (GO): DNA-templated transcription
Molecular function (GO): zinc ion binding; DNA binding
Source: RefSeq, a predicted model, not a curated record
CAACACAGUAGGCCGCUUGUGGUAGAGGAUGAAAAGCAGAUGGGUGCAAUGCACUCAGAAAGCAAUAGCGAAUUGCCACAUCCUGACCGUCAGGCGGCGAUGCACCGAUCGUCGCCAGCUUCUGUCUGGAGUCAUGACGAGGAACCUCAGAUACCCCCUUGGGGGAUCGAAGAGCACAUCUCGUUACUUGCCAGCGCACCGUAUACGGCAGCCGAACGCCAACUACAGAAAUGGAGCUCAAUGGACACUCCCACCGUCGCCUUCACGAAGCCUUCUUUACCGAGUUACAUCUGUGACCCUCCGGCCAGUAUCUGUACGCGAGGCGCCGAUUACCUGACGCGCAUGGGGUGCUUCUCACUUCCACCCCCCCGGCUCCGCAACGAGUUGAUGGCGAGCUAUCUGGGCUUCAUGCACCCCAAACUACCUCUCUUCGAUUUACCCCGAUUCUGCACGUCGAUGCACCGGUACGACGGUUCCUCUCAGCUGAGCUUGCUUAUCUUCCAAGCGAUCAUGUUUGCGGGCGCCGCAUUUGUCGACAUGUCUUACCUGCAGAGUGCCGGCUAUAGCUCACGAGCGGAGGCACGGAAAGAACUCUACCAACGGACACGACUCCUGUACGACUAUCGCUAUGAGAGCGAUGUGGUCACAGUUUUGCACGCCUUACUCAUCGUUACUCACAGUGCUGCUCAUGUAGGGAUGGAUCUCCCGACACAGCGGGCACCAACGCCGGCGCAGGUACCCCCUCCCCCAGGGCCCGGGCCACCAGGGGCGGUGUAUGUACCCUUCGCCUCCCAGCCAGACGAGCCAUCCAGCGACACACAAAGCACGCUGUCGGGAAUGACGAGGGAAGGCGAAAUGGAAAUGGGAUUUGGGACCGUUGCGUUGAACCCGGUGCAAUAUGUUGCUCCCGGAGGCGCAUUCCCGGGGCAGUGUAUACUCCACCUUAACACCCACUAGUUUCUAUAAAACCGUGUUCCAGCCUCGAGGAUUCGUAGUACUAAACGUAGCCAAGCAGCCCCACCGGAGUUGGCCUUGUGGAUCCAGGGGACUUG